AGCGCGGCUGAGCGGCCAAGCAGCCAACCCCGGAGGAGCGGCCGGCCGGCGUCCGCCGCACCCAAGAGUUGGGGAUGUCCUACAAACCCAUCGCCCCCGCCCCCAGCAGUACCCCCGGCUCCAGCACCCCUGGGCCCGGCACCCCGGUCCCUACAGCCGGAAGUGUCCCAUCGCCAUCGGGCUCGGUGCCGGGAGCCGCUGCCCCUUUCAGACCCCUGUUUAACGACUUCGGACCGCCCUCCAUGGGUUAUGUGCAGGCAAUGAAGCCACCGGGCGCCCAGGGCUCCCAGAGCACCUACACGGACCUGCUGUCGGUCAUAGAGGAGAUGGGCAAAGAGAUCCGGCCAACCUAUGCUGGUAGCAAGAGCGCCAUGGAGCGUCUGAAGAGAGGUAAGUGA
This is a messenger RNA of Puma concolor (puma), 398 nucleotides long. The record is from RefSeq and is a predicted model, not a curated record. Lineage: Eukaryota; Metazoa; Chordata; Mammalia; Carnivora; Felidae.